This is a messenger RNA of Dufourea novaeangliae, 2121 nucleotides long. Its product is annotated as GATA-binding factor C-like. Bases 37 to 2121 code for a protein of 694 amino acids. Gene Ontology annotation, biological process: cell fate commitment; positive regulation of transcription by RNA polymerase II; negative regulation of transcription by RNA polymerase II. NCBI's taxonomy places the organism in Eukaryota, Metazoa, Arthropoda, Insecta, Hymenoptera, Halictidae. The record is from RefSeq and is a predicted model, not a curated record. Gene Ontology annotation, molecular function: DNA-binding transcription factor activity, RNA polymerase II-specific; RNA polymerase II cis-regulatory region sequence-specific DNA binding; zinc ion binding. The transcript has 8 exons.
AAGAAUUAUUGGCACGAGUGGACGAUUCCGAGCAGGAUGGACAUGAGUAGCGAGUCUAGCGCGGCUAGGUGGUACGAACCCCCUAGAUCCACGCUGGAACCGCCCUCGGGAGGUGCUGGAGUCGCUGGUGUCGUUGGCAAUCCCACAGACUAUAGGGGCUACUACACACACGCUGGGCCAACCGCGCAUCAUCCCGCCGCCGCGGCAGCCGCGCAUUAUGCACACACAAGGAUGUCGAGCAGCGGCGUGACGAGCGGCCCGGUGAGUCAAGUCUGUCGACCGCACUUUCACAGUUCGGUGCUGCACCCUUGGCUCUCCGGCAGCGGGGCGGACACCUCGAAGACACCAUGGGGAUUCCCGACGACGACGGGCUCGACCGGCGGCUCGGUGAACGACGACAAACCCCAGAGUCCGUUGGGUUCGUCUUUGCCACCCAGCACCGGAAGCUUGUCGAGUCACGGAGGAGCCGGUGCAGGUCACCAUCUGUUCUCCUUUCCACCGACGCCCCCAAAGGACGCAACCCCCGACAGUAUCACCGCUAGCACAACGUCCAGCACGAACAACAACAACAACAACAGCGCGAACAACAACAACAACUCUAGCAAUCCCCUGUCCGGUUUGGGCGGAGGCGCUAGCAGCGAGUACCAAGCGGCGGUGGCACACGCUGCGGUUAUGGGCGCGUUCAUGCACCAUCAGGACGCUCUGGGCGGCUCUGGAGCAAGUUCAUGCGACGUGAAACCCAGCGUGAUGCUUGGACAUCAUCACGGCGCGCCGUCCCCGCCGCAUCAGCAGCACAACGGGACGACGAACGCCGGGAAUGGCGGGAACGGGACGAACGGGGGCGGUGGUAGCGGUCAGGUGAAGCAACGCGAAGGUAAUAACCAAUCGGGCAGCCAACAGCAACAGCAGCAACAAGAGGCUGCUGCGUAUCAGGGAAACGGUGGUGGUGGUGGUGGUGGCGGUGGUGGUGGUGGCGGUGGCAGCGGUGGAGGUGCCAGUUCACCGUCCUGUAGGGACAACUAUGCAGCCGCUGCUGCUGCCGCCGCCGCCGCAGCCGCGGCCGCGGCUGCCUCCAACACCCACCAUUCCGGAUCCCAGUACGAUCCGGCAACCAGCGCGUAUAACAUGUACCAGCACCUGCAGUAUCCUAGUAGCACCCACCACCAUCACCAUCACCAUCAUCACGGCGCCUCCUCGUCGUCUUCUUCGUCUUCGUCCCAUAAUCCGCACAACGGGACCGCCGCGGUCUCCGGUCUGUUCGGGCAUCAUGGCGGGCCCGGGGCCGCGGCUGGGAACGCGACCGGCGUGGCCGGCGGCGUUAACGUCGACUCGAAGUUGUUGGUCGGUCACGCGCACGCAAACACGCCGAGUUCGCCGUCCGCGCAGCAGCAGCAGCAGCAGCAAAAGCCCAGGAACAAGUCGAGGACGUCCGCCGAGGGUCGCGAGUGCGUGAACUGUGGCGCAACCUCGACGCCACUUUGGAGACGGGAUGGUACCGGCCACUAUCUGUGCAACGCCUGUGGACUUUAUUACAAGAUGAACGGCCAGAAUCGACCCCUCAUCAAGCCGAAACGACGACUGUCGCUGCAGAGUGCGGCGAGACGGGCGGGCACCAGCUGCGCCAACUGCAAGACCGCGACCACCACGCUCUGGCGGAGGAAUCAGGCCGGCGAGCCAGUCUGCAACGCGUGCGGCCUCUACUACAAACUUCACAACGUGAAUCGGCCGCUGACGAUGAAAAAGGAGGGCAUUCAGACGAGGAACCGAAAGCUCUCGUCGAAGAGCAAGAAGAAGAAGGCCGGUGGCUGCCUGGGCUUGGGCGGUGUUAUGGGCGAUAUGAUCAAGGCCAGCGGUCAUCUGGAUCUCGAUAACAAGCCUUUCCAUUCCGGCUUCGGCUCGCCGAUGAGUACGUCGCAGCAUCAUCACACGAUGCAUCCGGCGAUGCAGCAUUACAUGUAUCACACGGGUGUCGGCGUGGCCGGAGGUCUUCAUCAAGGUUUUGCGCCACCAGCGCCGCCCCCCAUCCACCCGCACUCGCACUCGCACUCGCAUUCCCAUUCUCAUCACAUGACGAGUCUUCAGGGUCUCCAGCUGACCGGUUGGCGAUCGGAGUACACAUGA